Molecule: messenger RNA, 834 nt
Organism: Camellia sinensis
Lineage: Eukaryota; Viridiplantae; Streptophyta; Magnoliopsida; Ericales; Theaceae
Source: RefSeq, a predicted model, not a curated record
AUGGUAGAAUUUAGCAACGCUGUGAUCACAAGCUUCAACUUCUUUGGAUUACUACUAUCAAUCAUCCCCAUUGCCAGCGCUACGUACAUUUUCAUUAAUGGCCCUGUAUGGUGUGACAAUGAAUCCCCGGUAGUGACCAUGGGGCUUGGAAUUUUCAUUCUGGUCAUGUCGGUGGUGGGGUUGAUAGGUGCAACCGCAAAAUGUAGGGUUUUGAUGUUGACUUAUCUAUGGAUGUUUUCUAUGGUGAUCAUUAUGGCCCUUUGUAUGACGACGAUCACUUUCGUGGUGACGAGCAAUAGCCCUGCUGAUGUAGUGAAGGCUAGCAGAGGGUAUGAACUCAAAGAAUUCAUGCCAUUGCUUAGAAAAUAUAUGGUGAAUGAUGAGAAAUGGGUUGAGGCCAAGAAAUGUAUGAUUCAACAACAGUUUUGUAAGAUUAGACUCCUCAGUGCUAAGGAUAAUGAAGUGGAAUAUACCAAGCAGAUUAUCUUCAAUGACAAAAUAAGAAGAGAUUGCUUAAUUGUGACUCAGUUCGGUUGUUGCAGGCCUCCACCCCAAUGUGGUUUCGAGUGGCGUCCGAAUGAAACAUUGUGGGUGGUGCCGAAAAAGGGUCUUGCUUCCAAGGACCAUGACUGCGUUGCAUGGAGCAACAACAUUGACAAGUUGUGCUAUGAGUGUGACACAUGCAAGGCUGGCCAUGUCGCAGCGCGUGUGAUUGAAUUUCAUGGUGAUUCCGGUUUUUGCAUUGGCUUCCCCAUCUUCCUCUUCUUCAUCAUCUUUGCCAUUGCUUACUGUGCCUUGACAAAUAGCAAUCAGAAGUGCAGAGGCUGUGUUUGA